Messenger RNA from Saccoglossus kowalevskii, 1298 nucleotides. RefSeq names its product protein kish-B-like. The record is from RefSeq and is a predicted model, not a curated record. NCBI's taxonomy places the organism in Eukaryota, Metazoa, Hemichordata, Enteropneusta, Harrimaniidae.
GCCGUUUCCGUUUACACGUAAACAUUAGGCUUCUGUUGAUUUUCGGCGAUUUUGAGCGUUUUUGGACAUAUGAACUCACAUUUCAAGUCCACAUGUAUAGAUAACAUACUACAGACCCAGUGACCCAAAUCGAACAAUGACUAACGUUUAUUCAUUUGACGGUCUCCUAGUGUUGGCACUACUCAUUAUAUGCACCUGUGCCUACAUGAAGAGAGUUCCUAAAUUGAAACAGUGGUUUUUAUCUGACAAGAAGGGCUUUAUGGGCGUCUUCUACAAAGCGGCAGUAAUUGGUACAAGGCUUCAUUUAGCGGUCGCUACGUCGUGCGUCAUCAUGGGAUUUUACAUCAUGUUUGUUAAGUAGGUCAAGAUUGACUUUGACUGUGAACUAUAUACUGGUGCUAAUCCAUUGGACUACCGGUAGCUACAAUAAACACUGUGUGGGAACGCUCAUAGAAAUAUUUGAAGACCGACAGCCUUGGAUGGUCACACUACAAUUAUGAUAAUGCUAAGUUCUUCCGCAAACAGUACACAAUCUUGUACUCAACAUUUUAUAAAUAUGUGAAUAUCAUUGUAUUUAUAAAUCUAUUUUUUUCUUGAGAUUUCUUCUUUUUUUGUACAAUUGUCAGAAUAGAACUUUUAGUUAUCUAUAUGUGAGACUAUUGUGAAUAGUGAAUAGGCUGUGUUUUCUGUCACCUGACAGUAGGCAGUGAUAUGAGGUAAUCAACCUUUUGCAAUCAAAAGUCAACUUUUGUGGUUUUUCACAAAAAAACCAACAUAAGUUUUUCUCAAACAUGAUAUGUGAUAUUUAUCGUAUCCCACGGUUCCCACCCAUUGAUUGGGCCAUGGAUGAUCUGAUGAUGCAUGGAAUUUAAAAUUGUGAUGUCAACACCAAAGAUGACAAAACAUGGCUCAUUUAAAAACUUGGCAAUAUUUUUUUUUAAAUAACUGUAUGAAAUAUGGUAAAUAUUAAUGUUUCUGUUAUAUACACUUAAUUUCAAACAUUCACCAUCCUUUUUAAUUCAUCAAACCUUAAUUAAUUCGUGUCCCGAUGAUUUAGUUGCUAAAUUCUCAUAAAACAGCGGCUUUUAGUAAAAAUCUUACCAAUGUGUGCCUUAAAAAAUGUCAUCUUCAUCAAAUCUGUUUUUUUCUAUUUAAUUUGAGGAUCAGAAGCAUCUUCAUGAGCAAAUCUUUUUUUAGCUCCGCUGUCGACUUUGUCGAGCGGAGCUUAUCAUAUGAGUGAUUGUCCGUCGCCGUUCGUGUCAAUGUUUUACUUUUUCGACUUAUUCUUGAAAACUACA